This is a messenger RNA of Callorhinus ursinus (northern fur seal), 534 nucleotides long. Its product is annotated as guanylate kinase. Gene Ontology annotation, cellular component: cytosol. The record is from RefSeq and is a predicted model, not a curated record. Gene Ontology annotation, molecular function: GMP kinase activity. NCBI's taxonomy places the organism in Eukaryota, Metazoa, Chordata, Mammalia, Carnivora, Otariidae.
AUGUCGGAGCUGAUGGAGGUCUGGCCCUGCCCACAGGCUUGGGCGCAGGCAGGAACCGCUGGGGAGUUUACAGUUGGAGGCUCCAGGGCGCCCACGGCCCCCGGGACACAGGGAUGUCAGGCCCGAGGCCGGUCGUCCUGAGUGGACCGUCAGGGGCCGGGAAGAGCACCCUGCUGAAGAGACUCCUGCAGGAGCAUGGCAGCGUCUUCGGCUUCAGCGUGUCCCACACCACAAGGGACCCGCGGCCUGGAGAAGAGAAUGGCAAAGAUUACUACUUUGUGACGAGGGAGGUGAUGCAGCGGGACAUCGCCGCGGGCGACUUCAUCGAGCACGCCGAGUUCUCAGGGAACCUGUAUGGGACUAGCAAAGCUGCUGUGCGGGCAGUGCAGGCCAUGAACCGCAUCUGCGUGCUGGACGUGGACCUGCAGGGUGUGCGGAACAUCAAGAAGACGGACCUGCAGCCCAUCUACAUCUUCGUGCAGCCACCCUCGCUGGACGUGCUGGUGGGGGCGCUGGGCCGAAGCUGCAGGGGAG